GCCCUUGAGCAGAGCAGACUGAAGCGAGAGGCAGAAGCGACACAAUGAGCACCGGGGUAAGAGAAUGGGCGACUACAGCCUCCGUGGUGGUUGCUGCAGCUGCCGUGGGAUAUAUCGCAUACAAAUCCCUCUGCUGUAAAGAGAAAUGCUGCAAAGCUAAGGUGAAUCUUGAGGUCCAGAAGGACAAUCCCAAAGUGGUGCACGCAUUUGACAUGGAAGACUUGGGAGAUAAAGCCGUCUACUGCCGCUGCUGGCGAUCCAAAAAGUUUCCAUAUUGUGAUGGCGCUCACACAAAGCAUAACGAGGAAACCGGUGACAACGUGGGCCCCUUAAUCAUCAAGAAAAAGGAAUCCUAAAGCAACAAAACUCCAUCCGCAGCGCUGAUCCGUCAGGAUAUUAUAAUCUGCUGCGUCUGUAGUGUCAGUCUACCCAUCUAGGAGUUCUUUAUGGGAUAGUCCUAUGUAUAAGAAAGAUGGCUGCCUGAGUGUGUGUCUCCUGCCUUAAAUGUCUUUGUCCCUCAGCAAAUAAGGGCCCAGUGCCACAUUGGGGGGGUGCAGUAAAUAAUAGGAGGAAUGGUUUCUGUUUCUAUCGCUAUGGUUUUAAGGUAAUUACAAUAAUCUCAAAAUCACAUAAAAUAGAAUGUUAAAAGACCAGUAACAUCAUUUUUUUUUUUUUUAAUUUGUUAGUAUACAAAUGAAACUUUGAAAUCGCUAAGUCUUUAUCAAGAAAUAACUUGCAAAAACUCCGUUUGCACUCCACUUCAGAAAAGGCGAUCCAUCAUGCGGCGCUCGAUUUCUCCUCCCUGCCUUCUUUAUAGAUAACCAGGGAGAAUAAAUCGAGCGACGCACGGUGGAUCUUCACCUUUUCUGAAGAGGAGCGCAAGCAGAGUUUCGUUAAGUUAUUUCUUAAUAACGACUUAGUGAUUUCAAAGUUUCAUGUGGUCCUUUAAGUGAAAAAUAAGACCAGCAUAUUUCAUCUCUUAUCUUUCUGUAUCUAUUAUAAAUGAGCUGUUAUGUGUGAGAUAUAGAUAUACCCCCCGUCUUGAGUCAGUUUCCCAGUUAAAAAAAACUUCCAAUAACACAUGCACCCCCAGUGUAACUGUCUGACGCUAUAACUGAAUUCCUACUUAUAUGUUCCCUUUAAUUCUAUAGCUGAUAGGUCUGAUGUUCUUGCCAGUCCCUUAUCUUCUUACUGCAUUCCCUCCACUGUGCAAUAGUAUUGAAGCCUAUACCUGGGGGGGGGGGGUAUUGUGAUGCACUUGUCCCUGAUUGUCAGAGGGUUCAGUCUUAAUUUUUAUGUAAAAACCUGAAAUGCCACUAUUUGUGUGUGUGAUGUUCAGAGGCCUGAAUACCUGUGUAUUUUUUUUUUUUUCUCCUUCCACUGCUAAAUGCAGAUUAGCAAAUGAUGACAUUGGAAUGUAUACGAGAUUCAUAGACAUUAAAUUAUUUACAAGU
Xenopus laevis (African clawed frog) is the source of this 1454-nucleotide messenger RNA. It is a transcript of the gene cisd1.L, whose product is annotated as CDGSH iron sulfur domain 1 L homeolog. The record is from RefSeq and is marked provisional. Gene Ontology annotation, cellular component: mitochondrion; mitochondrial outer membrane. Gene Ontology annotation, molecular function: 2 iron, 2 sulfur cluster binding. Gene Ontology annotation, biological process: regulation of autophagy. Lineage: Eukaryota; Metazoa; Chordata; Amphibia; Anura; Pipidae.